AUGCCCCUCGAACAGACCGUUACCAUUGUGAACAACUCUGGUAAGAUAAUCAGCACAGGAAAACAGCUCUUCUCCAUCUUCAAAGAGGCGAAAGCAUCGUAUGACGAGAAAAAGGCCGAGAUCCGAGGGCUCAAGCGCUCCGAAACCUUUGACUCCUCCCGCAGCCUGCUCCGCCAGGCGGCCCACCAGAAAGCGCGCGGCACCCACGAGCCCGGCUACUACACGGAACACGACUACGGCAGGAACCCGCCGUACCAUGACGGCGCCCGGCGCCCGCUCGACGCCCGCAGCGACGCCAGCUCCCGCAAAAGCGGCGCGUCGUCUCGCUCGCGCUCGAAACCCCCGCAGCACGGGUCCGGAAGCCGGCCGGCCCUGACGGAAAGCAACCUCAGGACGCUGAGCGAGGUGUCCAGCACGCCCCCGAGCAAGGCGCCCCCAAACGCCUACCGCAGCCCCUACGCCGAGACGCUGCCGCGGGACAUGCUGGCCUCGAGGAUGGACCUGCUGCCGGGCCAGCUGGACGCGAAAAGCGCGGCCGAGACGGAAUGGGCGAGAGGCCGCCCCGCGGUGCUGCCGCGCCGGCGGUCCGAGUCGGACAGACCCGGGCGCGAGCCGCCCGACGGCCAGGACGUCAUCGACAUGGACCUCGCGUACGGAAACAUCCCGCCCGACCUGGAGUACCGGCUUGACCUCGACCCGGCGCGGCAGGACGACGAGCACCAGGCGAACCAGCUGAUCCGCAGGGUCGAAGGGCUCCUGGACGAGGCGCACUGCGUGCAGCACUCGGCGGCCUCCAUCAUCAAGCACCUGCAGGAGAAGCCCGACGCGGCGGCCGCGGUGGCCCUGACGCUCGCCGAGCUGUCCUCGGUGGUGGGCCAGAUGUCGCCGGCCUUCCUGGGCCUGCUCAAGGGCGCCUCGCCGGCCGUGUUUGCCCUCCUCGCGUCGCCGCAGUUCCUGAUCGGCACCGGCAUCGCCGUCGGCCUCACCGUGGUCAUGUUUGGCGGGUGGAAGAUUGUCAAGCGCGUCAGGGAGCAGCAGUCGGCGAGGGAGACGCUGGCGUGGCAGGGGGCCGCGGCGGCUCGGCCGGCCCCUCUGCGGACCCAGAGCGACUUCAGCACCGGCGUCGACGAGGCCCUGGUGGUGGACGAGGAGCUGAGCGCCAUCGACACGUGGCGACGGGGCAUCAUGCCGCCGGGGGCCGACGACGAGAGCGCCGACGUCGAGCUCAUCACCCCGGUGGCAGAGCGCGCCCAGCGGGCAAAGUACAAGGACGACCUCGACGUCCGCUCGCACAGGAGCACGCGAACCACGGCAACCAGCAGAACCGCCAAGACGGCCAAGACGGCCAAGUCGUCCAAGACGUCCAAGACGAGCCAGACCCACAGGACCUCGGGCAAGGCCAAGGAGCGCGAGGCGUCGGAGCGACACGGCGGCCGGAACGCCACGGUUGAGAGUGUCGCAGGCGACUCGGAGCUGGGCCCCCGCAAGUCCAGCCACCGGGACAGGGACAGGGACAGGGACAAGGAGCGGCCGAAAGAGCGGGGAGCGAGGAUGCUCGAAGACGGGCGGGGGAGCAGCAGCCGCAGCCGCAGCAGCAGCAGCAGCAUGGAGCUGGUUUUCCGGCCCAAGGCCCAGAGCCUCGGAGAUAACAUGCUCAAGGCGCUUUUCAAGAGCAAGGACAGAAAGGAGCGGCUUGUCAUGACGUAA
Molecule: messenger RNA, 1707 nt
Organism: Ustilaginoidea virens
Lineage: Eukaryota; Fungi; Ascomycota; Sordariomycetes; Hypocreales; Clavicipitaceae
Exons: 2
Coding region: 1-1707 (568 amino acids)
Source: RefSeq, a predicted model, not a curated record